Molecule: messenger RNA, 2674 nt
Organism: Porites evermanni
Lineage: Eukaryota; Metazoa; Cnidaria; Anthozoa; Scleractinia; Poritidae
Source: the annotation of a GenBank genome assembly
AUGCCUCGGUGUAUAGGAUCAUUUUUUGCUGCAUUGAAACUGUUAAUGAGUAUAUACCAGAUUGAAAAACAUUUUGUCGUUUGAAAAGUAUAAACCAUAAACGAUGAGACUAAAUGGAUUUAUGGGUAGAAUUAUAUUAGCGUUGCAAAUUUAGAGUUCUUUCUGGAACAGCUUAUAUUAUCUUGAGCUUCUUGUGCGGAUGCCAAUCCCAGGAAUACUUAUCUUAACCCUUCCGGUAAACUUUUAUGGCUCAUCUUACGAUUUUCAAGUUUUUUCUUGGUCAUGAAGCAACUCUCUUUCACUAGCGACAUCCCUGAAGAAACAUUUGCUAAAUGCUGAAGUCGUCGGCUUAUCAGCAAGAACACUGGAUCCUUUUAAUCUAAUUUUACCUUGUUGAAAUGCAUUGGUGUGAGAAUCGUGUGAUAGUUUAAGCCGCGAACUCUUAAUUUUCAAUGCUAAUAAACUUCUACCUAUAAAUACAUUUAAUAGGUCUCAUAAACUCAUUGUUUAUNAAUGCUGAAGUCGUCGGCUUAUCAGCAAGAACACUGGAUCCUUUUAAUCUAAUUUUACCUUGUUGAAAUGCAUUGGUGUGAGAAUCGUGUGAUAGUUUAAGCCGCGAACUCUUAAUUUUCAAUGCUAAUAAACUUCUACCUAUAAAUACAUUUAAUAGGUCUCAUAAACUCAUUGUUUAUAAUUUGCAAUGGACAGAGUUUUUUCAAACAGGUGUAUACAAUGUUGCCAUACCACUUAAUAUAUACUGUUUUGUUAGCCUCAAACCCUCUCAAAUUGUUGAAUUAAAACAAAUAAGCCUCUUUAUCAUAAGACAAAUCCGACAUAAAGUUUUGAUGACUCUUUUGGGGGUUUAACAAGCAUUCUAAUGCGAAGAAUGGAGCAUUAAGAUUGAGCAUUUUAAGAGAAAACAAAAACAGAAGGUGAAAAAAGCUUUUAAAAUUAUUUAGGAGAGCCCAUUAGUCAUUUGUCAGCGGGUGUGCUUACCAAUAAUUACACGAAACAUGCAGUUGAAAACGUUGGGUUGAAAAGGCAAUCUUAGACGCUUUUAAGAGUCAAGUUGUGCACAAACACCGCACAGAAUAACAUAAGAACACCGCAAACGGCAUUGACAUUACCCGGAAAUUUCUAAAUACCGCAAACUGCUUGAUUUUCUAAAACCGCACUACCGCAAAUAAAAAUAAAAAUUUUUCGAAAAACCGCACUAAAAAUCGAGCAAAACCGCAUCACUGCAAACCCUUACGCACUCCUCGGUGCUUAAUCUCACCACCAGAAUGAUUUUAAGCAAGGGAGCUUUUUCAACUUGACAUUUUCUGAAUAUUCCAAGAAACCAAUCUCAUAAUAAUUCACAAUGUAUUUUUCUGUGACGUCAUCACCUCUUUAUGCGGAAAAAGAUAUACUUUACAGGGUGGAGUGAUACUUCUCUUGUCAAAAGUUUUAGAGGGUAUAAAAUUCAAGUCACAGGUGGCCAUAUUGAACCUUGAAAGCGUGGGAUUAAGUUGAGCCUAUUAGAAGGUGCGUAUUAAAGAAUAUGCAGAGAAAGCAUUGACAAAAGGGUUAUCAUGUUUUAUUAAUGCUAACUGGUGUGAACAUUUGGCUUCAUUGGUGUUUAUAAUUAAUAACUUAUAAGACUUCACACAGCUUUAAACACUGCAGUUUAGACGCAACGAUUUGUGAAAUUUCGCGCAGUCGACGUUGCUAGUUUCGUUCAGUUUGUGGAUAAAUGGAAUUCUCACCAAAGUCGAAUGAACAAACUCAAACUUUCCCGUGCUUCUUCUUUAGCGAGAUCAACUUGGACAAAACGGACGAAGGAGUUUUUACAGCAAAUUUCUUAACGUGUAUCAUAAACGUGCUGUUUUCUGUGAUAACAUGUACUGGGAAUCUGUUAGUCCUUCUUGCAAUUGGAAAAACGCGAUGUCUCCACACGCCAUCUUACGUCCUUCUGGGUUGCCUGGCAGCUUCUGAUCUUCUUGUUGGCCUGAUAUGCCAGCCAUUGUUCGUGGCUUCAAAAAUAGCCGAGCUUAUGAAUAAUUUUAGUCUGCAUUGUACGUUGAGAAUGCUCUUGUCUACAUCAAGUUGGAUAACAUCAGGUGCAUCUUUAGCCACUAUGGUUAUCGUGUCGGUGGACCGCCUUCUUGUUUUAACACUUCAUCUACGAUACAACAGUUUUGUCACGGUUCCACGUAUUUUUCAAACCGUUUUGUGUGUCUGGAUCUGUUCUAUAACCUUUGCAUUAUUGAGAUUUCCUUUGAGAAAUAGAUGGUAUUUUAUUAUGAUUGCAACCUUUCUUCUUGGUUUUCUUGUUUUGUCGAUCAGCACCUACAAAAUAUUUCACAUCGUCCGACGGCACCAACGUCAGAUAAGAGAUCAAAACAUGGCCUUUCGCCCAGCUGAACUAAACACAGUGAAUGUCUUCAAAUGUAGAAGAUCUGCCGUGACGGUAAUUUAUGUUUACGGCCUUUCGAUGAUACUCUGUAUACCUCAUUUUGUAACAAUAAUUGUCGCAACUCUUAAUGGCUACUCGACAACAAUACAGAUUGCUUACACGUAUGUAUAUACUGUUAUUUACAUCAACUCUUUUUUGAAUCCAUUUGUGUACUGCUGGAGAAAUAGGGAAAUCAGAAGAGCUGUGAAGAAUAUCAUAAGAAGGGAACCAUAUGAUUAA